Molecule: messenger RNA, 360 nt
Organism: Colletotrichum tamarilloi
Lineage: Eukaryota; Fungi; Ascomycota; Sordariomycetes; Glomerellales; Glomerellaceae
Exons: 1
Coding region: 1-360 (119 amino acids)
Source: RefSeq, a predicted model, not a curated record
AUGAUUUCCCCGUCUCAGUGGUGUUUCGGGUGUGCUUUGUGGUGGUGUUGCGGUGGUGUUGCAUCCCAGCUUUUUGUGGGCAGCCGUGGUUGGAUCUCUUUCCGCGUUUCAGGUUCCCUUUGCUGCUUGCUGCAAGGCCCCAGUUCCAAUACCUACUUUCCCCCUCCCGUGCCGUGUGUCGCAGCGCAGCCGCGGGCGCUUGUUAAUCGGAAAAAAGUGCUGCUAAGGUUUAAGGAACGGACGUUGGGUUGUUCCUUUUUACUUUUCUACUCCUCCAACGUCUUUUCGGUGUUACGAUUUUCUACGUUCGAGCGCUGCGCGUCGCCAAUCCACACUACAACUCCUACUGCGCUUCGUUGA